AUGUUGGACCCUACUGACAACAUGGACGACUUCUACAACGAGACCUCGUCCCCCGUCGUCGUCCAGGCGCCCUCCCUCCCGACUCUCCACUCUGCCGCGCCGUGUCCUUCUUCCCUGCCGGCUGCGGCCGGCGGGCGCGGCAGAAGUGACGGGCCAACUUCUUCCGUCAACGCGACGGCCUGCGGCAAGCCGCGUCUCGACAGCCAGGGAAACGAGGAAUUCCACAAGUCUGGAAACCUUUCCUUCACAGAAACUGCAGGACCACUCACAGUUAGCAGUCGCGCGACCGAGCCUGGGGAAGUGUCCGGGUCGCGGACCAUUCGAGCCGGUGCCGGCCACGCCCGUCCGAAACUCCAAGGCGUUAUUGGAGGGAAACUCGAUGGCUCCGCGGGAAACGCGCUCGGAGGCCAGAAGCGAGCGCAGUUCGCGGUCUCUCAGCUCCACGGCGUCUUGCUCUCCCUGCAACAAGCGCUGCUGUCAAAGGCAGUGCCCUGGCGCGACUUCCUCCACGUGCCAUCCUUCCAGAAGCCUCAGACCGGGGCCAUGGCCGUCGACCGGAUCGAGCGCAACUUGCGCUACUUCUACAUGAACUACGUGGUAAUCUGUGGAGCCCUGACGCUUCUCGCUGCACUCUUGAACCCCGUCAUCCUGGUGGUAGCCGGCCUGUGUGCCGGGGCGUCCGCCUUCGCAGGCCUAAAAGGAGACACUCUCCGCCUCGGCGACACCCUUGUGCCGGUGAAGACUUUUCGACUUGGCUGUUUGGUUGUCGCAGCCCUCACAAUUCUCCUCGUCGCGGGGCACGUGAUGAUGAGUCUCCUGCUGGGGUGUGCGCUCCUGGUGCUUCUCCAUGCGUGCAUGCACGUCGGGGUCUCCUACGAACAGAUUGCUCAAAGGACGGCAGGAGAUGCGGAUUUCGACGUGUGA
Messenger RNA from Neospora caninum, 924 nucleotides. RefSeq lists its product as hypothetical. The transcript has 2 exons. NCBI's taxonomy places the organism in Eukaryota, Apicomplexa, Conoidasida, Eucoccidiorida, Sarcocystidae. Gene Ontology annotation, cellular component: Golgi apparatus. The record is from RefSeq and is a predicted model, not a curated record. Bases 1 to 924 code for a protein of 307 amino acids.